AUGGCGGCUCUGGACGCGUUGGCGGAGGACUCGGAGAUCGUUGAAUUGCUUUCAACGCUGUUCAACAACGAAUACAUGCAAGGCGCGAACGGCGGUGCUGCUGCGGCCACGAAUGAGCGCGAUCCAUCGGUGGGGGCACAGCCACCUGCGCUGCCAGCGCCGUCGACGACCAGAAGAAAACUGUGCAAAGAAGAGGGAUGUAUGCGCAAGAACGUGAGCAAGGGCUUUUGCAUUCGCCAUGGGGUACGCACCAUUCUCGUCAUUGCAAAGGCCGCGGACGAGUUUGACGCAGGGGGGAAAGCGGUGCCAAGUGGAGUCGUGCGACAAAGGGGCUAA
Molecule: messenger RNA, 336 nt
Organism: Aphanomyces invadans
Lineage: Eukaryota; Oomycota; Saprolegniomycetes; Saprolegniales; Verrucalvaceae
Exons: 1
Coding region: 1-336 (111 amino acids)
Source: RefSeq, a predicted model, not a curated record